GAAGAGUGGCGCAGCAUACCAUAGCCUACUGUGGCUGAUGCCCACAUGCGCACAAGUUGCCUGCACCUGCCGCCAGUUCAAAACAACUAUUACCUGUUCGCUCUAGCAAGGCGAAGCAUCUCAACAUGACCGAGCCGGGAGAGGUAGAGGAUGAAAUUCAGUUUCUACGAACGAAUGAUGAGCUUGUGUUGCGGUGCUCCCUGGCCGCUCAGCAGAGGCAGCAGAAGUUCUGUCUGGCUGCUGAGGGCUUUGGCUGCAGGCUCUGCUUUCUGGAGACCACAUCCAACUCGAAAAAUGUUCCAGUGGACCUGUCCAUCUGUGUGUUUGUACUGGCCCAGUGUCUGUCAGUUCGUGCCCUGCAGGAAAUGCUCGCCAAACAGUGCGACCAGCAAACAGGGGCGGUUGAGAUGGGAAGUCACCGCACUCUCCUCUACGGCCAAGCGGUGCUGCUGCGUCAUGCCUACAGUGGAAUGUACCUAUGCUGUUUGUCCACAACUUGCUCCUCCACUGAUAAGCUGGCAUUUGACGUAGGGUUGCAAGAGGAAAUAAUAGGCGAGGCGUGUUGGUGGACUGUUGAACCGGCCUCCAAGCAGAGAUCCGAGGGAGAGAAAGUUCGAGUUGGGGAUGACUUAAUACUUGUCAGUGUGUCCUCAGAGCGAUACCUGCAUUUGUCCCUGAGUAACUGUAAUAGUUCAGGGGACGAGGGCGGGGGUCUGAGGGUGGAUGCUGCCUUCCAGCAGACUCUGUGGAGUGUUGCCUCCGUCUCCUCCGGGAGCGGAGUGGCUCAAGGGUUCCUGAAGGGAGGGGACACGUUUCGCCUGUUGCACGGACACACUGAUGAAUGUCUGACCGUUCCACCUGUGGACCACGGAGAAGAAGAGCGGAGGUCGGUGUACUUUGAAGGAGGUUCUGUUUCAUCGCAGGCCGGUUCUCUCUGGAGGCUGGAGACCAUGCGUGUGGCAUGGAGUGGGAGUCACACCCAGUGGGGUCAGCUGUUCCGUCUGCGGCAUGUCACCACGGGGAUGUACCUCAGCCUCAUGCAGGAGAAGGGACUGAGACUGAUAGAGAGGGAGAAAGCUGAUGCCAAAGCCACUGCUUUCUGCUUCCGCUCCUCAAAGGAGAAGCUUGACAUUGUCCAGAAGAAGGAUGUAGAUGGCAUGGGCACCCCAGAGAUAAAGUAUGGAGACUCCGUCUGCUUCAUUCAGCACUUGGGCAGUGGUCUUUGGCUGACUUACCAGACUGGUCAUGGGAAGAGUGGGAGAAUGGCCGGGGCACCACGGCAGGCCAUUUUGCACCUGGAGGGCCACAUGGAUGACGGUCUGACUCUGUCCCGCUCCCAGACGGAGGAGUCCAGAGCUGCUCAGAUCAUAAGAAGCUCUGUCCUCCUAUUCUCACACUUCAUCAGAGGACUGGAUGACCUUGGUCAGAGGGCUAAUCUACCGAUGACUCCAGCUCUGCCAAUCGCCAGAGUCCGCUUGAGUCUGCAGGAUCUCAUUAGCUACCUGCGGCCUCCUGAUGAAGACCAGGGUCAAGAAGAAAGGCAGAACAACAUGAGGGCCCUGAAGAACAGACAGAACCUCUUCCAAGAGGAGGGGAUAAUUGGCUAUGCAUUAGACUGCAUUGACCGCCUUCAUGCCUACGGCAGCGCUGCCCAUUUUGCUGAGGUCGCAGGAAAAGAGGCAGGAGAGGAAUGUGAGGCUCUCCUGAACUCACUGUAUGAACUCCUUGCGUCUUUGAUCAGGGGCAACAGGAAUAAUUGUGCCCAGUUUUCUGGAUCGCUGGAGUGGUUGAUUGGAAGGCUGGAGAAACUGGAUGCAUCCUCUGGAAUCCUUGAGGUGUUACAUUGUGUCCUGGAGGAGAGCCCAGAGGCUCUGAACUUUAUCAAAGAGGGACACAUCAAAUCCAUCAUAUCUCUUUUGGACAAGCAUGGUCGCAAUCACAAGAUCCUAGAUGUGUUGUGUUCACUCUGUGUGUGCCAUGGGAUGGCCGUGCGCUCUAACCAACACUAUAUCUGUGUGAACCUGCUGCCAGAGCGAGACCUGCUUCUGCAGACACGCCUCUGCAAUCAAGUCACCAGUGUGAGGCCCAGUGUGUUCCUGUGUAUGAGUGAAGACUCUGCCCAGUGCAGGAAGUGGUACUUUGAGCUGGUGGUGGAGAAGGCAGAGCCAUUCGUCACGGCUGAGCCCACUCACCUGCGUGUGGGCUGGGCCUGUGCGGAGGGCUACUGCCCCUCCCCAACCGGUGGAGAUGGCUGGGGUCCAAAUGGAGCCGGGGAUGACCUCUACUCUUAUGGCUUUGAUGGGCUUCACUUGUGGGCAGGUGGUAUUGGCCGGAGAGUGAACUCACCCAAUCAGCACCUUCUGAAGGAGGAUGAUGUGGUCAGCUGUUGCCUGGACCUGGGGGCUCUCUGCAUGUCAUUCAGGGUCAAUGGUCUGCCUGUCCAGGGCAUGUUUGAAAACUUCAGCACAGAGGGCCUGCUCUUUCCUGUGGCCAGUUUCUCUGCUGGAGUGAGGGUGUGUUUCCUGUUGGGGGGUCGUUUAGGGGAGUUUAAAUUCCUGCCCCCACCUGGUUUCUCGCCCGUGUCCGAGGCUCUACUGCCCCGGGUCAGGUGCCGGGUGGAGCCGUGUCUGGACUUCAUGAGGCACCGGAACAGUAGCCAGCAGGACCUCCUGGGGCCAUGGGUGGCACCGAACCCUCCUACCUUCACCCCUGUUCCUGUAGACACUAGUCAGGUGGCCUUCCCCCCUCAGCUAGAGCAGAUUCGAGACGAGCUCGCUGAGAACCUGCAUGAACUCUGGCUCAUCAGUAUGGUGGAUCAGGGCUGGAUCUACGGGCCUGUUAAGGAAGAAAAUAAGAAGCAUCAUCCUGAUCUGGUUGAGUUUUCCAAACUGCCAGACCCAGAGAAGAAUCUGAACCUCCAGGCUGCACAGGAUACCCUCAGGACACUCCUGGCUCUCGGUGUCCACAUUGGGCUGUUAGACGACCAUGCUGAUGAGAAAGUCAAAUAUAUCCGACUCUCUAACAAGUAUGAGCUGUGGAAUGGAUACCGACCCGCUCCUGUGGAUCUGUCUCAUCUCACCCUGACCGCUGCCCAGGAGGCCAUAGUGGACUGUCUGGCCGAGAAUGAGCACAAUGUGUGGGCCAAAGAGAGGAUCAGACAGGGAUGGAGCUAUGGGCCUCAGCAGGAUGUGAAGAGUAAGAGGAGUCCUCACUUGGUGCCCUUCUCUCUGCUGGACGAGCGGACCCAGAGGUCUGGCAGUGAGACCGUGAGGGAUGCUCUGUGCACCAUACUAGCGUACGGGUACACAGUGGAGCCGCUGGACCAGGAGCAGAUGGUACUGCCAGAUGCAGGCGUUGCCCUGGUCGAAAACUUCCGGAUAUUCCGUGUUGAGCGUGCCUAUGCUGUGCUGAAAGGAAAGUGGUACUUUGAAUUUGAAGCUGUGACCUCCGGGGAGAUGAAGGUGGGCUGGGCUCGACCCGGAAGUAAACCAGACCUGGAGCUGGGGUCAGAUGACCAGGCCUUUGUCUUUGAUGGCUGCAAGGGGCGUAUUUGGCAUCAGGGCAGUGAGCAGCUGGGCCUAAGCUGGCAGAUGGGAGAUGUUGUAGGCUGCAUGCUGGAUCUUGAACAGUGUACUAUGAUGUUCACACUAAACGGGGAGCUUUUGCUGAACAACCAUGGCUCUGAGCUUGCUGCCAAACAGUUUGCAGUCCAAGAUGGCUUCGUGCCUGUAUGCAGUGUAGGGGUGAACCAGGUGGGUCGUCUAAAGUUGGGCCACCCUGGCUCCCUGCGUUACCUCAGCGUGUGUGGGCACCAGGAAGGCUACCAGCCAUUCGCUCACAACAUGAGCCGAGACGUUCCCCUGUGGAUGAGCUGGAAACAGCCCCAUUUCACCCCUGUGCCCCCAGACCACGGCCAUAUUCAGGUAACUCGUCUCGAUGGGACAGUGGACCGAUCACCCUGUUUGAAGGUGACGCAGAAAUCCUCAGGGUCACAGGUCACCAGUGGCUCAGUCAGUUCUGACAUUGGCUAUUACCGGCUCAGCAUGCCUAUAGAGUGUGCCGAGGUUUUCUCCCGACCAGCAGAGGGUGCUGUCCCCUGCAGCAGCACUGCUUACUACCCCAAGAGAGAUUCAGAGGAGGGGGACAUUGACUCUGAUUUUGAGGUCCUUAUGAAGUCAGCUCGCCGACACGCAGGGUCCAGAGACGAACUGAACAACCAUAAAGACCACGGUCAAGAGAAGCCUUCCAGGCUCAAGCAGCGUUUCAUGCUGAAGCGACCCAAACCAGAGCUGCACCCAAGCCACUCUUCUGCACGCCUGUUAGAGGAAGUGGUGGCUAUAGAGAAGGACGAGGACAAGCUCCUUUCACAUUGCUCUGCGUAUUACUACUCCGUGAGGGUGCUCCCUGGCCAGGACCCCUCCUGUGUCUGGGUGGGCUGGGUCACCUCGAGCUUCCACCGGCAGCAGCAGGGCUUCGACCUGGAGAGAGUUCGCAGAGUGACUGUGACGCUUGGGGAUGAGCAGGGCAAAGUUCACGAGAGUGUAAAGCGUUGUAGCUGCUUUAUGGUUUGUGCAACAGAGGCUGUGGGCCAGACUCACAGUCGUAGCAGCACCCAACUAGAGAUCGGUUGUCUUGUUGACACGGCAACAGGACUUCUAACCUUCACUGCUAAUGGAAAAGAGCUGGACACCUAUUAUCAGGUGGAGCCAUGUACAAAGCUGUACCCUGCAGUGUUUGCCAAAGCCACAAGCUCUGACAUGUUUCAGUUUGAGCUUGGCAGAAUUAAGAAUGUGAUGCCCGUGUCUGCGGGUAUGUUUCGGGAUGAGAGGGGCAACCCCGUGGCCCAGUGCCCUCCCAGGUUACAGGUGCAGCACGUUGUGCCCUUCCGUUGGCUGCGUGUGCCUGACAACUUACCCAGGGUGGAGGUGACACGCAUGGACGAGAGGCAUGGAUGGAGAGUGCAGUGCCCCAGCUCGCUGCAGGUCAUGACCCUCCACGUCCCUGAGGAGAACAGGUGUGUGGAUAUUCUCGAGCUGUCAGAGCUGGACGACCUUCUGACCUUUCACCAGCACACCCUCCGUCUCUACUCUGCCCUGUGCAGCCAUGGCAACACUCAUGUGGCUCAUGCCCUGUGCAGCCACGUGGACCAGUCCCAGUUCCUGUACGCCCUCCAGUGCCGCCACAUGCCCGGCCCGUUACGGGAGGCCUACUACGCCCUCCUAAGCGAGGUUCACCUCAACGGCUACGCCGGUGCCAGACGGGCCAUGACUCACGAGUACAUAGUGCCCAUGACACGCGACAGCAGAUCCAUCACGCUCUAUAACAGCCACAGGAGGCGCCACUCGCUGCCAGGCAGCGUCCGCAGUGCCUCCCUCUGGCCCAGGCUGCGCUUCAGCGCGCCCUGCUUCAUCAGGCCUGAUGAGGGGGCUAACAGACAGCCUCUGGAUGGCAGAGGGGGGGACGUGCAGCAGGACAGCCCAGCAUUCCCAGUGGAGCUGCUGAAGACUCUGCUGGUGGAGAUGCUAGAGGAGGCUGUGUGUGCAGCGGGUCAAUGUGUGAGGGAUCCUGUAGGGGGCAGUGUGGAGCUGCUGCUGGUGCCUCUCCUGCGGCUGCUGCACACCCUCCUGCUCAUGGGAGUGUAUCGAGGCCCAGGCUUGAGGGCAGCUCUCAAACUAAUUUUGCCAGGUGUGUACAUACAGAACUGGGCCAUCACUGAGGAUGAGGAUGGGGAAGAGUUUGAGAUGGAUGUUGAUCGAGAGCGAGAUGAAUUUCUGGGAGGCUUCCCGACACAUGGACUACUGCGGAUGAAACUGCCUGAGGCUGUCAAACUGCAAGUGUGUAACUUGCUGGAGUACCUGUGUGACUGUCAGGUGCGUCACAGAGUGGAGGCAGUGGUGGCGUUCGCGGAUGGCUUUGUGGCGCGGCUCCAGGACAACCAGCGCUUCCGCUACAAUGAGGUCAUGCAGGCCCUCAACAUGUCUGCUGCCCUUACGGCCCGCAAGACUAAAGAGUUCCGCUCUCCUCCACAGGAGCAGAUUAACCUGCUGCUGAACUUCCGUGAGGAGCAGCUGGAGUGCCCAUGCCCACUAGAGAUCCAGGACCUCCUCCAGGAGUUCCACAGUGAUCUCAUGAGUCACUGCGGCAUUGAGAUUGAUGAGGACUCAGAGGCUGGAGAUGAUGGAGAUCUGUCCGUCAGGGGUCGGCUCUCCGGCCUGGUGGAAAAGGUGAACAGCCUGAAGCGAAGGCUCUCCCUGUGUCCCGUGGAAUCUGUAGCCGUGAAGCCUGUGUCCCUGCGGCAGAUGAUCUCGGACGCCAUGCUGCGCUGGGCUCAGGAGGCGCCCAUGGGGGACCCUGUGCUGGUGCGCGCCGUGUUCGAGCUGCUGCGCCGGCAGUACGAGGGGCUGAGCGCCCAGAUGGCCGCGCCGCUGCUGAAGGCGUACUGCAUCACCCCGGGCUCCGUGGAGGACACCUUAUCGCUUCAGAGCGCCCUGGGGCGCAUCAGGUCCCUCCUCCGCAUCCGCAUGGGCCGCCAGGAGGAGGCGCUCAUGAUCCAAGGACUCGGAGACAUCAUGAAUAAUAAAGUGUUUUAUCAGCACCCAAACCUGAUGAGAGCUUUGGGGAUGCACGAGACAGUGAUGGAGGUGAUGGUCAACGUCUUAGGAGAGGGAGAAUCGAAGGAAAUCAUGUUUCCUAAGAUGGUCGCCCACUGCUGCAGAUUCCUCUGUUAUUUCUGCCGGAUUAGCCGACACAACCAGAAGGCCAUGUUUGACCAUCUCAGCUAUCUGUUGGAUAACAGCAAUGUCGGACUAGCGUCCCCUUCUAUGCGGGGGUCCACUCCUCUGGAUGUGGCCGCUGCCUCAGUGAUGGAUAACAAUGAGCUGGCCCUGGCCCUGACAGAGGCCGCCCUGGAGAAGGUGGUCCAUUACCUGGCAGGCUGUGGUUUACGGAGCUGUCCCUCGCUGCUGGCCAGGGGCUAUCCUGAUAUUGGCUGGAAUCCAGUGGAGGGGGAGCGCUAUUUGGACUUCCUCCGGUUUGCUGUAUUUUGUAAUGGUGAGAGUGUUGAGGAGAACGCUUACGUAGUGCUGAGGUUACUGAUUCGUCGACCAGAGUGCUUUGGCCCCGCCUUGCAAGGUGAUGGAGGAGACGGUCUCCUAGCAACCAUGGAGGAAGCCAUCAGGAUCGCAGCCGAUCCAAAGAGAGAUGGACGAAGAGCAGCCUACGAGUCCAACAGAACUCUUGACACACUCAAUGAAGAAGAAGAUGACCUCAUCCACUUGGGGCAUGCAAUCAUGACGUUCUAUUCUGCCUUUAUCGACCUGCUUGGGCGCUGUGGCCCUGAGAUGCAUCUGAUUGAAGCUGGGAAAGGUGAGGCCAUCCGUAUCAGGGCCAUCCUGAGGUCACUCAUCCCACUAGAGGAUCUGGUGGGGGUCAUCAGCAUCCCCCUUCACCUACCCUCACUGGACACAGGUGGCACAGUGAUAGAGCCAGACAUGUCGACAGUGUUCUGUCCUGACCACAAGGCUGCUAUGGUCCUGUUUCUGGACCGGGUCUAUGGGAUCCAGGACCAGAAGUUCCUGAUGCGACUCCUGGAAGUAGGCUUCUUGCCAGACCUCCAAGCUGCUGUCACCAUGGAUUCAUCUGAUCUGGCAGGCACUGACAUGUCUCUGGCUCUCAACCGCUAUCUGUGCACAGCAGUGCUGCCCCUCCUCACCAAGUGUGCGUCUCUGUUCGGAGGCUCCGAGGCCCACAGCCAGCUGGUGGACUCCCUGCUCCAGGCGGUCUACGGGAUCUCCAAGGGCAGCGUGCUCACCAAGGCCCAGAGAGAUGCCAUCGAGGAGUGCCUGCUGUCUGUCUGUGGCAAUCUCAGGCCCUCCGUGGUGCAGCCCCUGUUACACUGCCUAGUGUUUGACGUUCCUCUCCUGACAGCGAACACAAAGAUGCCCCUCAAGCUGCUGGCCAAUCACUAUGAGCACAGCUGGAGGUACUACUGUUUGACCGGAGGCUGUGGAGGCAGGGGCUGUGCCUCAGCUGAGGAGCUUCACCUGUCCAGACAGCUGUUCUGGAGCACGCUCAGGGCCCUGGCCAGGAAGCCUUAUGAGGCUGAUCUGUUCUGGCUGAGUCUGGCCUGCCUCAGUGCCGUUGCCCGGGCGAUCCCACCUGACCACCUGGACCCCAGCUGCAGGGGUGGCCUGGAGUCCCACCAGCCUCUGGACACGAAGGGACGCUUCUGCCCUCAGCCUGUGGACACCUCAAAUGUUUCCAUCCCUGAGGGACUGGAGUACGUGGUGAAUAGAUAUGCUGAGCACAUACAUGAGAAAUGGUCUCUUGACAAGUUUGCCAGUGGUUGGGUCCAUGGAGACCAGCCGUGUGAGAGUUCCAAAGUUCAUCCCCUUCUGAAGCCGUAUCGAGCCUUCUCAGAGAAGGACAAAGAGAGCUAUCGCUGGGCUAUCAAGGAGAAGGUGAAGAACAUGCUGGUGUUUGGCUGGACCAUCGAAAGAACCAAGGAUGGAGAGGCACAGGAAGUGCAUAACCCAGCACGAAGAGUAUCACAGGCUGGGCAGCUAUCUUUCGAAGGCGCCUCCACUUUCAGUCCCAAACCCAUUGACAUGAGCAAUGUGACGUUGUCAUGGGACCAGUAUUCCAUGGCAGAGCAGCUGGCGGAGAGUUCUCAUAACAUGUGGGCCAAGAGGAAACAGCUGGAGCUGGAAUCCAAAGGAGGGGGGAGUCAUCCCCUGCUGGUGCCUUAUGACUCUGUGCCUGCUCGUGAGAAGACCAGAAUACGAGAGAGAGCUCAAGACAUCCUCAAGUUCUUCCACAUGAGUGGAUACAAUGUGUGGAGGGACAGAAAGCCUGUGGAUUGUGACUCUCCGGCCAUCGCCAGUCGCUUCGCCUAUGGCGUUCUUCAGCAGGCUCUGACCUACACCGACCAGGCCCAGGAACAGCUGCUGGAGCUGGAGGGGCUUCAGGCUAGAGGACAAGGAUCCAAAUCAGAACAGCCUCCUCCUGAAAAACAAACCUAUUUCUUUGUCAAGGUUGUUUUACCCUUGGUUGAUCAGUACUUUAAGUGCCAUCGCUGCUACUUCCUGUCCACCUCUACGGAUCUCCUUGGUAACAGAGGUCAUGCAUCCAACAAAGAGAAAGAGAUGGUAACCAGUCUUUUCUGCAAGCUUGGAGCUCUUGUAAGGCGUAGGAUAUGUCUCUUUGGAAACGAUUCUCCUUCUGUGACAAGCUGUCUGACCAUUUUGGCGUCGUGUUUGGAUGCUGGAAGCGCUAUAAGAAGCGCUGCGGAGUCUGUGCGUCUCUCUCUGUGCUCCUUCUUUGAGGAGGCGGCGACUGAUCUGGAGCUCACCGUGGAGACCCUGGCUCUGGGCCCAGUCCCCCCCACCCGAGGCCAGCUCAGGGGAGCGGGCGACACCGUGGUCUACACCUCCGAGGUGCUCAUCCCCGUCCUCACCGCUCUCUUCCAUCACGCUGCUCAGUGUCAGUAUGGCCAGGAGCUCAUAGUGGAUACAGUUCAAGCCUCCUGCUAUAGAAUCCUAAUCAGCAUGUAUUCACUCGGCACUUCCAAGAACAUCUACGCUGAGAGGCGGAGGCCGGAGGUGGGGACGUGUCUGGCUGCGCUGACGGCUGCUUUUCCUGUCACGUUCCUGGAGCCUCCUGUGGAUGAGCACAACCCUUACUCUGUCUACGCCAUGAGUAAUGCAGAAGAAGGGGUUGUGGCUGUGCCCUCUCAUGCUGAAGAGGCGAGCCAGCUCCUGCCCUCCCUGUACCAGGCCCUGGGUGAGGUGGAAGAGCUGGUGCUGGCAGGGUCGGCCGCCCGACAUGCUCUGCUGUCCCGGGUCACCGAGGUCACGCUCCCCCUGCUCUGCAGUUACUUCUCCCGCUGGGGCGGCGCAGAGGGGCCCAGGGAGAGCGUCUCCUCUCUCGGCCCCGAGCACACCAACACGCUGCUGGGCCACAUCCUCUCCAUCAUUCACAAUCACCUGGGGAUAGCCGACGGAGCCUGGAUGAAGCGCCUGGCAGUUGUGUCUCAGCCAAUCAUUGGCCAGGCAGAACCACAGCUCCUAAAGAGUCACUUCCUGCCCGUGAUGGAGAAGCUGAAGAAACGGGCGGAGUCAGUUCUCCUGGAGGAGGAGCAUUUGAAGACAGAGGGGAGGGGUGAUACAUCAGAGGCGGAGUUACACAUCCAAGAGAAGUUUACAGUGUUGGUCCGUGACCUGUAUGCUUUUUACCCACUACUCAUUCCCUAUGUGGACUUACACAGAGUAAGUUGGUUGAGAGAGCUAACUCCCGAGGCUGAGGAGCUCUUCAGUAUGGUAGCAGACAUCUUCAUCUUCUGGGCUAAGUCUCAUAAUUUCAAAUGGGAGGAGCAGAAUUUUGUGGUCCAGAAUGAAAUUAACAACACAGAGUUCCUGGUCAACAUCAGCAGGAACACUAAGCCUACUUCAAAGAGAGGGGGAGCGCUGGAUAAAGAAAGGAGGAAGUUGAGGAGAAAGGGGGACCGCUACUCCACUCACACCUCUCUCAUCGUGGCCGCUCUGAAGAAACUGCUUCCUAUUGGCCUGAGCGUCUGCUCUGCUGCUGACCAGGAGGUUAUAGCCAAGGCUAAGACCCACCUAUCUCAGAAGGAUACGGAGGAGGAGGUCAGAGAGAUCAUCCGCAAAGGCCUUCAGAAGCACUAUAUGGAUUUAUUCAGAGGGGCUUGGAAAAUUGAGGAUCUGGAUAUAGAGCGGCUUUUUGGCAUUGCUCGUGUCUUAUUUCACCUGGACCAGGUUGAGAGGCCACAUAGGACAAAGAAGGCUGUAUGGAACAAACUGCUGUCCAAGCAGCGGAAGAGAGCAGUGGUGGCUUGCUUCAGAAUGGCACCUCUAUACAAUUUACCCAGGCACAGAGCAGUCAAUCUGUUCCUUCUGGGUUAUGGAAAAGGAUGGAUUGAAACAGAGGGCCAUUCUUUUGAAGAUAAGCUAAUAGAGGAUUUGACUAAAGUGGGUGAUCAAGAACUGGAGGAUCCUGAAGGAGAAGUUAAUAAUGAGCUGGAAGGGGGGGCACUUUGCUCUGACCCUCUCCAUCAACUGAUCACACUCUUCAGCCAAAGUGCUUUGACAGAAAGGAGGCAUGUCAGCAGACUACAGGAAGACAGAUUGUAUAUGUCCUUUGCAGAGAUCAUGUCUAAGAGUUGCCAUGGUGAAGAGGAGGAUGAAGAUGAGGUCAAGUCAUUUGAGGAGAAGGAGACGGAGAAGCAGAAACUUCUGUACGAGCAGGCCAGACUACACGAGCACGGAGCAGCCAACAUGGUGCUCCAGACCAUCAGCGCUAGCAGAGGUAAGAAGGGCCCCAUGGUGGAGGCUACACUCAAGCUUGGAAUAGCUAUCCUUAACGGAGGAAAUACAAGUGUGCAACAGAAAAUGUUGGAUUACCUGCAACAGAAGCGAGACGUGGGAUUCUUUCAGAGCCUGGCGGGCCUCAUGCAGUCGUGCAGCGUACUGGAUCUCAAUGCCUUUGAGCGGCAGAACAAAGCAGAGGGAUUGGGCCUGGUGACGGAGGCCAGCUCAGGUGACAAGGUAAUGGCAGACGAGGAACUGACCUGUGACCUGUUCCGCUUCCUACAGCUCUUGUGUGAGGGACACAACUCAGAUUUUCAGAACUAUCUCAGGACUCAAACGGGCAACAACACAACAGUGAACAUCAUCAUAUCUACAGUAGACUACCUCCUCAGGGUACAGGAGUCCAUUAGUGAUUUCUACUGGUACUACUCUGGGAAAGACAAGAUGGAUGAACAUGGACAACGGCACUUCUCAAAGGCUGUUAGUGUUGCCAAGCAAGUCUUCAACACACUCACAGAAUACAUUCAGGGUCCUUGUACAGGGAACCAGCAGAGUUUGGCUCACAGUCGAUUAUGGGAUGCAGUCGUUGGAUUCCUGCAUGUGUUUGCCCAUAUGCAAAUGAAACUCUCUCAGGAUUCUUGUCAGAUUGAUUUGCUGAAAGAGUUGAUGGAUUUACAGAAAGACAUGGUUGUGAUGCUUCUCUCCAUGCUGGAAGGAAAUGUGGUGAACGGCACUAUCGGCAAACAGAUGGUGGACAUGCUGGUGGAGUCCUUCAGCAACGUGGAGCUGAUUCUGAGGUUCUUUGACAUGUUCCUGAAACUCAAAGACCUGACCUCAUCUGACGCUUUUAAAGAGUUUGACCCUGACCGAAGGGGCCUCAUCUCCAAGAAGGACAUUCAGAAGGCCAUGGAAGCCUGCCGGCUCUAUUCGCUCUCCGACACAGAGUUCCUGCUCUCCUGCAUGGAGACGGACGACGGGGAGCUGCUGGACUACCAGGCAUUUGUGAAGCGCUUCCACGAGCCAGCCAAAGACAUCGGCUUCAACAUCGCCGUGCUCCUCACCAACCUGUCCGAGCACAUGCCUGGAGAUGCCCGUCUGCAUAAGUUUCUGGAACUGGCGGAGAGCGUUCUCAGGUACUUCCAGCCCCACCUUGGUCGUAUAGAGAUUCUGGGCAGUGCUAAGCGCAUCGAGCGUGUUUACUUUGAGAUCAGCGAGUCGAGCCGGACACAGUGGGAGAAACCUCAGGUGAAGGAGUCCAAGCGCCAGUUCAUCUUUGAAGUCGUCAAUGAGGGGGGAGAGAAAGAGAAGAUGGAGCUUUUUGUGAACUUCUGCGAGGACACCAUCUUUGAAAUGCAGCUAGCUGCGCAGAUCUCUGGUGUUGAUGCUGGCGAAGGGACGACCGAAAAGGACGAGGACGAGGACGAGGAGGAGGAGGCUGAGAGGGGAAAACCCAGAGAAACGAGUAUCUUUUCCCUCUCUGCAGUGAUGUAUGUUCUCCUGGCCCCUGUGUACUUCCUGAUGAUGCUGAUGUCACUGCUCUCCGUGAGGAGCCUCCGGAAGCAUCUAAGGAAGGUCACCUUGAAGGGUCUCAUAGGUGUCACUUUCUCAUUCUUCUUAAACCUUCUCACGGGCUUGGCCCAAGUGGUCUUCUGUGUGGUCUCCUCCAUACUCUAUAUACUCUACCUGAUCUUCAUCAACGCGGGCAUUAUUGAGAUGGUGAAGGACAUGACCCUCACUGACCUGUUAAUUGACGUCCCUGACCCCAGCCUGGAUGAGGCCUCUGCGGUGCACGUCGGGUUGGGGGAUGGAGUCGGAAAACACUCGGACACCGACUCCUCCCAGGAGGACCUGAGUGGAGUGGAUCUGGACAUGGACCUCUCAGCUGUGUCCAAAGACCCGCUGGUCGCCACAGACGUCUUCGGGCUGCGCAUAAGGAAGGAGGGCACCAAGUUCAGACUCAUAUCUCAUGACAACAGCACCAGCCUAGAUCAACUUCUCUCGGGCUCCGCUGAGCUCACUGACGCCGCUGACCUUAGGGGGAAACAAAAGGUGUCUGCACUCAAGACACCGUACUGUGAAGAAAAGAAAGAGACAGUGACUGAAAAAGCAGACGGAGAGGAUGAUGAAAAGAAGGAGGAGAGGAAGGAGUGCAAGCAGAGGUGGAGAGCCAGGCAGCGGCGUUGCUCAAAGCAGGAGGAUGAACAUGUCCAGGAGUCAGCUUUUUGGAAAACCUUGAGCUCCUAUCAGAGAAGAAUGCUUAACUGCUUCGCCAGGAACUUCUACAACAUGCGAUUUCUCGCCCUGUUUGUUGCUUUUGCUAUCAAUUUCAUCCUUCUGUUUUAUAAGGUCUCCUCAUCAUCUGUGGCUGUAGAUGAAGAGGACCCAGAGGGGUCUGCGUGGUCUGACAGCCCAGAUGAUGUGAGCGUGGAGGGGCCGAUGCCGACCGUGGACACCCCGUCUUCAGACACGGCCCCUUUUAUCCUGGAGGAGAGCAGCGGCUACAUGGAGCCCUCUCUGCGUCUCCUGGCCAUCAUUCACACCCUCAUAUCCUUCUGCUGUAUCAUCGGCUACUACUGUCUGAAGGUUCCCUUGGUGAUUUUUAAGCGGGAGAAAGAAGUAGCGCGCAAGCUUGAGUUUGAUGGCCUCUAUGUGACGGAGCAGCCCUCUGAAGAUGACAUCAGAGGACAGUGGGACAGACUCGUCAUUAAUACUCCGUCUUUUCCGAGUAACUACUGGGAUAAGUUUGUGAAGAGGAAGGUGAUGGAUAAAUAUGGGGAUUUUUACGGCUUGGCGCGGAUCAGCGACCUGCUGGGUCUGGAUCGAGCCGCUCUGGACUUCAGUGCCCUGGGCAUGGAGAGGAGGAGACCCAGGUUGAGCUCCAUUGACAUGAAGUACCAGAUAUGGAAACUUGGUGUGGUGUUCACUGAUAAUUCUUUCCUGUACCUGGCUUGGUAUAUGUCUGUGUCUGUCCUUGGCCACUAUAACAACUUCUUCUUUGCUGCUCAUCUGCUGGACAUCGCUAUGGCCUUUAAAACACUGAGGACCAUUCUCACCUCCGUCACACACAAUGGCAAACAGCUGGUGUUGACCCUGGGGCUGCUGGCUGUCAUAGUCUAUCUCUACACAGUCGUUGCCUUUAACUUCUUCCGGAAGUUCUACAACCAAAGUGAAGACGGUGAAGGUGUGGACAUGAAAUGUGACGAUAUGAUGACAUGUUACAUGUUCCACAUGUACGUGGGGGUGAGAGCUGGGGGGGGCAUCGGGGAUGAGAUUGAGGAUCCCGCCGGAGACGAGUCGGAGUUCUACCGCAUCAUCUUCGACAUCACCUUCUUCUUUUUCGUUAUAGUUAUCCUGCUAGCAAUCAUACAAGGUCUCAUCAUUGAUGCAUUUGGAGAGCUGAGAGAUCAGCAGGAGCAGGUCAAGGAGGACAUGGAGACCAAGUGCUUCAUCUGUGGCAUCGGUAAUGAGUACUUUGACACCAUGCCCCAUGGAUUUGAAGUGCACACGCUGCAGGAACACAACCUGGCCAACUAUCUAUUCUUUGUGAUGUACCUCAUCAACAAGGAUGAAACCGAGCACACUGGCCAGGAAUCGUAUGUAUGGAAGAUGUACCAGGAGCGCUGCUGGGAAUUCUUCCCAGUGGGAGAUUGUUUCCGUAAACAAUAUGAGGAUCAGCUUAGCUAAGAGUCUGGUUUGCUCCCUAAGGCAGUGCAAUAUGGCUUGGUGACUGCGGUACAUAUUUUUGGCAUUGUUGCACUGAAUCUCCCAACCAAAGAUCUGUUACAAAUUUAGAAUCAGGCCAUAUGCACAUCACGCAUAAUCUCAUUUAUGUGAUAAUUAGUGCCUGUUAAUUAUGUAUUGCUAGUCACUAUAAAACGUCUUAGUUGCUGUGUGUGGUUUCAGACUCAGUAUUUCAUUAAAAUAACACUGCACUAACA
Messenger RNA from Clupea harengus (Atlantic herring), 15262 nucleotides. RefSeq names its product ryanodine receptor 2b (cardiac) (gene ryr2b). Gene Ontology annotation, molecular function: calcium ion binding; ryanodine-sensitive calcium-release channel activity; protein binding. Gene Ontology annotation, cellular component: Z disc; sarcolemma; calcium channel complex. Lineage: Eukaryota; Metazoa; Chordata; Actinopteri; Clupeiformes; Clupeidae. Gene Ontology annotation, biological process: release of sequestered calcium ion into cytosol by sarcoplasmic reticulum; intracellular calcium ion homeostasis; striated muscle contraction. The record is from RefSeq and is a predicted model, not a curated record.